This is a messenger RNA of Helianthus annuus (common sunflower), 1889 nucleotides long. RefSeq names its product serine/threonine protein phosphatase 2A 57 kDa regulatory subunit B' kappa isoform. The coding region runs from base 165 to 1721 and encodes 518 amino acids. The record is from RefSeq and is a predicted model, not a curated record. The transcript has 3 exons. Gene Ontology annotation, molecular function: protein phosphatase regulator activity. Gene Ontology annotation, cellular component: protein phosphatase type 2A complex. Gene Ontology annotation, biological process: signal transduction. NCBI's taxonomy places the organism in Eukaryota, Viridiplantae, Streptophyta, Magnoliopsida, Asterales, Asteraceae.
ACACAUAAAGAAGAAAAACAAAAUACAGAUAAAUGGGCUCCAUUUUCACCAUUAUUAUUAUUAUGUCUUCAAUCUCAAGCUUUUUAACCUGAAAAUUCUCUCUCCUCCACCUUUCUCUCUCACUACUUGCAUGCCUUCUUCUCUCUGCUUCUCUCCCCAAACCCAUGUCCAUUUUUGUCCCUGAAAGCCCAGGCUUAUUAUUGGCUGCAAAUUCGACUUUUUCUACUAUGCUUAAACAGAUUCUCGCAAAACUCCCCCGUAAAUCAUCAAAACCGAAUCAAAACUGUUCAGACGGUAGCAAUGCAGCCACCGAUUUAACCAACAAUGGCGGUUUCACCAACACCUGUAACGUUAUUUCGACUCGAUUAAACGUUGUGAAGAAAAUGUCAUCAUCUAUAUUCCCGACAUCGAAUGGCGAUAUGAUCCAGCCUCAUAUACCGUUUAAAGACGUCCAAAACUCCGAAAAACCGAGACUUUUGAUCAGUAAGUUGAAUCUCUGCUCCGUUACAUACGAUUUCAACGAUCAAGAUAAAGACGACGCGGAAAAAGAUCAAAAACGCCAAGUUUUAGUCGAGAUUCUCGAUUUUCUCGUUUCGGAUUCCGUAAAACUCACCGAACCCGCCAUGUCAGCGAUAUGUAAAACAUGUGGCGACAAUCUUUUCCGUGAGUUCCCACCGAAGUACUCGAACUCGCCACGUGGCGAAACGGAAGAUGACGAUCCGUGGUUUGAUCCCGCUUGGUCACAUCUACAACUUGUUUACGAAAUCCUCCUUAGAUUCGUUAGUUUAAGUUCUCUCGAUCCGAAAAUCGCUAAGCAGUAUAUCGACCAUCCAUUCUUGUUAAGAUUACUCAAUCUAUUUGACUCCGAGGACCCACGAGAACGCGAUUGUUUGAAGUCGGUUUUACACAGGAUUUACGGCAAAUUCAUGGUUCAUCGACCGUUUAUUCGGAUGGCCGUCAGCAACGUUAUCUACCGGUUUGUGUUCGAAACCGAAAAGCACAACGGGAUUGCGGAACUACUGGAGAUAUUCGGGAGCGUUAUCAGUGGAUUUGCGUUACCGUUAAAGAAAGAACACAAGAUGUUUUUGUCACGGGUUUUAAUUCCGCUGCAUAAACCGAAAUCCGUUGGUGGUUAUCAUCAUCAACUAACGUAUUGUGUUGUUCAGUUUAUAGAAAAGGAACCGAAACUUACGAGUGUUGUCAUAAACGGGCUGCUGAAAUAUUGGCCCGUGAUGAGUAGUCAGAAGCAGUUGAUGUUCUUGAGCGAGUUGGAAGAGUUGCUUGAGUUGAUCCGGACCGAUGAAUUUGAAAAGAUUAUGGUUCCGUUGUUUCGGCGUAUAAGAAGUUGUCUUGAUAGCUACCAUUUUCAGGUGGCGGAACGAGCGCACUUCUUAUGGAACAACGAGCACAUACACCAUCUUAUAAUGUGCAACCGCCAAGUAAUCAUGCCUAUCGUCUUCUCAUCAUUACAACACAACUCAAAGAACCAUUGGAACCGCACGGUGCUCAACCUAGCACAAAACGUGUUAAAAAUGUUUAACGAGGUUGACGAACAAUUAGUGCUUUCAUGCCAAUGCAAGUUCGAGGAGGAAAAAUCAGCCACCGUUAUGGUGGCUGAGAGGCGGCAGUUGACAUGGGAACACCUUGAAACCGCAGCCGCUAAUGCUUCGGUUUUAGAGGGACCCACCACCGCCACCUCCACGUGUGUCGUCUCUUGCUAAUGUUUGGUGUUGUGUAUUUGUAGUUUGAGAGUGUUGUUACUCUCAUUUCAACAAUGGUGUUGUAUAUUAAUAGUGUUUGUGUCAAUUGGUUUGGUUAUUUUGUAACCUAGUGGUUAUACUUAUAACUUAUAUAAUAUUUCACAUGGCAAAUGGGGCAUUACAACAUGA